Messenger RNA from Aricia agestis (brown argus), 1044 nucleotides. It is a transcript of the gene Rab26, whose product is annotated as ras-related protein Rab-37. Gene Ontology annotation, molecular function: GTPase activity; GTP binding. Gene Ontology annotation, cellular component: synaptic vesicle; trans-Golgi network transport vesicle; endosome. The coding region runs from base 235 to 960 and encodes 241 amino acids. Gene Ontology annotation, biological process: regulation of exocytosis; protein localization to plasma membrane; protein secretion. The transcript is spliced from 6 exons. The record is from RefSeq and is a predicted model, not a curated record. Lineage: Eukaryota; Metazoa; Arthropoda; Insecta; Lepidoptera; Lycaenidae.
UUUACCGAUCUGUGAGAUAACCUCCAAAUUCUGGCACGAAAUCACAAGUACCAAUGAAUAUUUGUGUUGUUUUUUCGCGUAAAACGCAUAAGUUUCGCCCUAAUAAAGAAAUUAUUUGAUAAGAGGCGAUUCAGUGAGUGAAGCUAGUUACUAUGGGAUGUAGGACUGAACGGUGUAUUUAGUGAAUUUUGUGUGUAGUGACAGAGUUAUAGAUGUGUUACCAAUUUGUGAAGUAUGAACCCGGGCACAGACGACAGCAUGAGUGACGACGUGUUUGAGGACGAGCUGCGGGCGCCGGUCCGCCCCUCCCCGUCCCCCACCGGGUACAGGGACUACCGGCCCGAGACGCCCGUCCGACCGCCCGUGGACGAGGACAUACCCAUACAUAAGACAAUCCUGCUGGGCGACAGCGGCGUGGGCAAGACGUCGCUGCUGGUGCAGUUCGAGACCGGCAAGUUCCAGCCCGGGAACUUCUCAGCCACCGUGGGGAUCGGCUUCACGAAUAAAGUAGUUACUGUGGACAACAUCAAGGUGAAACUCCAGAUUUGGGACACGGCGGGACAAGAGCGGUUCCGUAGUGUGACCCACGCCUACUACAGGGAUGCCCACGCCCUGCUGCUGCUGUACGACGUGACGAACAAGACGAGCUUCGACAACAUCCGCGCGUGGCUCGGCGAGAUCAGAGAGUACGCUCAGGACGACGUCGUUAUCAUGUUGUUGGGGAACAAGUCAGACAGCGGUCUGGAGCGGGCGGUGCGGCGGGAGGAGGGGCAGCGGCUGGCGCGCGAGUACCAGGUGGCGUUCAUGGAGACGUCAGCCAAGACGGGGCUGAAUGUGGACGCGGCAUUCGCGCAUGUGGCGCGCUCUCUCGUCGCCAAGGCGAACCCCGUCGACAGCGGCCGCCUCGCCGUGCGCGCGCAGCCCGAACCCCAGCGCUCCUCGUGUCCGCCAUGUUUGUAAUUCCAAUUUUGAAUUUCUAUUCGGCCAGUUACAAAAUGGUUCGCCAUUUUUGUAAUUCCAAUUUUGAAUUUUUUGAAAAUUUUC